AUGGCCGGUUCCGAGCUUUCCACUCCUGAAUUAUAUGCAUUGAGAUUAGUUGAUCAUAACAUAUCAUUUAAAACAAAACUAUCGAUUGCUAUGAAUCUCAGAGAUUCCGUCGAAGUUUAUCAAAAUGCAGAUUAUAACCGUUUUCUUCAAGCUUUAAUGCCCGUGUUAACGAAAAUGUUAAUAGAAGAACAGCCCGUUUUCGAUAACAAUUCCGAAGAACAGAAAUUGCGAAAUUUAUAUUUAGAAAUACUACAUCGGUUGCCUCAAAACGAUUCGCUUCUACCAUAUGCCUCUAAACUUUUGACAACACUAAUGGAACUGUUAAAGAAAGAAAAUGAGGAUAACGCGGUUAUCUGCUUAAAAAUUAUUAUAGAUCUGCACCGAAGUUAUAAGCAUCAGUUGGGGGAUCUGGUCCAGCCUUUCCUAGACAUUGUACAAGAAAUGUAUAAGAAUAUGGAGCAAACAGUAAAAGAUUCUUUUGAUUCACCAGGAAUUGCUGCAACUCCAAACGUUGGCACUCCAGUUCAGCCAAUAGUACUUGUGCCUCCUUCUUCACGUCCAUCGUCACCUGUCUCGGAUGUUACAACAAAUGAAACUACUCCUAAUAAAGUUUUAGCUGGAAGCUUACACAGCUUUAAAGUCCUGACCGAAUGCCCUAUCAUUGUAGUAUUACUUUUUCAAUCCCACAGACAUUUUGUGAAUGACAAUAUUGGAAAUUUCGUUCCACUCAUUAUUAAAACAUUGGGGCUACAGGCUCGUCCCCAAGCCGAAGCACAAGAGGCUGCUAGAGCUAGAGGCGAAAUAUACGUCGGUGUUGCACCGGGAAUUAGAGAUCGUGCAAAAUAUACAGAAUUCAUUAUAGCUCAAGUUAAAACAAUGUCUUUUUUGGCAUACGUUCUUCGUGCAUACACUACAGCGUUACAAGAAUACCAAAGCAUGAUACCUGAUUUUGUCAUACGAUUACUUCAAGAUUGUCCGCCUGAAGCCUCCGCAACUAGAAAGGAAUUGUUGGUCGCGACCCGACACAUUCUCUCAACCGAUUUUCGUUCCGCAUUUGUAAGCAAAAUUGAUAUUCUUCUCAAUGAGAAAGUGUUAAUUGGUAGUGGAGUUACAGCUCAUGAUACUCUUCGGCCUUUAGCGUAUAGUAUGUUGGCAGACCUUGUUCAUCAUGUACGGAAUGAACUUUCGCCAGCUCAACUUUCAAGAACAGUCUAUAUUUAUUCACGUAAUUUGCACGAUCCAACUUUGGCUGCUAGUAUCCAAACUAUGUGCUCUAAACUUUUACUAAAUUUGACUGAAUGUAUUGUGAAGAUUCCUAAGAAAGAUGGCAAAGACGAAGCUAGAGAUUUGUUAAUCAAAAUUUUGGACACUUUUGCCAACAAAUUUGUAACUUUGAAUUUGGUAUUCGAUGAUAUUCAGCGACAACAGCGGAAGAAGAAGGUUGCCGCUACCAGCGAUUUAAGUAUGACAGAAAAAAUUGAUGAUUUUGAUUUUGAACAAGCGCGUCCGAUUAAUACAUCUACGCCUAGUGAACUUCAACACGAUGCUAUAAACGACGGAAGAUUUUUAUUCAGAAAUCUAGUUACUGGUCUUAAACCGAUCAUUCAAUGGUUAAAAGAGUGCAAUCCACCAUCUCCAAACAAUUCAAAGACCACUGCUCAACAAUACAAUUCAGUUGCUCGUGGAUUUACUCAAGAACAAAUAGAUAUUUUUAUUCGUUUAUUUCGAGAGGGUGUACGUUGCUUUGAUUAUUUUAACGUCGAUAAUAUGGAUGCGCCUCAAGCAAAAUAUUCUGAUAAGUUACCUAUAGAGAUCCCAAGUAGAAUUGGUCCAUAUUCGAAAGUCGAAAAGGAAGCACUUGAACAUUUUGGAUCUGCUUUUGUAAUGGUUGAUCCCGCUAUAUUUCAAGAAAUUUUUGCCUCACAAAUGAAUUUUUUUUUCGAUCAAAUGUUACAAAAUACUUCUCUUCUUCAAAUACCUCAGUAUUUUUUAGCACAUAACGACAUAAUAUCUCAAAGUUUUGCCGGAAUUCUACUAAGAUUUCUUGUGGAUAGGCUAGACAAGCUUGGGGGUCCCGAUCCUUUAUAUGCAUCUGUAAUGCUUCGGUUGUUUAAGCUAGCAUUCAUGGCUGUGACAUUAUUUCCAAAUCAUAAUGAAAGUGUGCUUCAUCCACAUCUUGCAAACAUUAUUACGUCAUCAAUGAAGCUUUCUGCAAAAGCUAAGGAACCAAUAAAUUAUUUUUUGCUGCUUAGAGCACUUUUUAGAAGUAUUGGUGGUGGUAGAUUUGAAACAUUGUAUAAAGAAGUUUUUCCGUUGCUACAAGUGCUUCUGGAAGGGCUCAACUCAUUAUUAUCGUUAAUACAUAAGCAACGCAUGCGAGAUUUAUUUGUUGAGCUCUGUCUUACUGUGCCUGUGAGACUUAGCGUGCUUCUUCCUUUCCUUAGUUAUUUAAUGAAACCCCUCGUUUUGGCUUUACAGGCAGGUCCGGAAUUAGUCACGCAGGGCCUUCGGACUUUGGAACUCUGCAUUGACAAUCUAACACCUGAGUUUUUGGAUCCAAUCAUGGCUCCAGUUAUUAAUGAUCUUAUGAAUGCGCUUUGGAAACAUCUUAAACCAACACCGUAUAGCAAUGCACACAGUCACGUCGCUAUGCGAAUUUUAGGUAAACUAGGAGGACGAAAUCGACGUAUGCUCAAAGAACCUGCGCAACUUAACUCUCAUGCACCACCAUUGACCGGAAUUGAUUUGCAGAUUUAUUUUGAGCCACAUAUAAAUCCGCAUAAUUUAUCAUUAGACGAAAAUUUAUCACUUGCUGCAAGAGUAUUACAAGAUCCUAACACUACACUUUUUUAUAAAAAAAAUGCGUACAAAUUUUUGAUUGCUACUAUUCCCUUGUUUAUUGAUUUAGACGAAGGGCCAGAAGAUCUUGCUGUCUCAAUAGCAGUAAGGGUUCAACAGCAGUUGCUACAAAAUAAUGAUGGAGAUGACAUGGAAAUAAUUCCAUCAAGCACGGAAAAUACUCAUGGCGAUAUUCCAAAUGUAACAAGCGAAUUUCGUGAACUUUCAAUAAAUAAAAUGCCCAGCAAAGAAGGUCACAAACAAAUAUUAAGGAGAAAGGUCGUGCAAGAAGAAACACUACAAAGUGUGAUAUGUUCGCUUUUUGUAGCGUCAUCAUUGCCCGAUCUCAAAGAGCAGGCAUGGCCAUUUCUUGAAAAUAUUUGUCGGCAUUUUGCUCUAUUAGAAGUUAGUGAAGCCCUAAAUCAUCGUUACACAAGAGAAAAAAGAUUUGAUUUUAACAAUAACGCAAAGCAAUAUAAUUUGGAGACUAAAGUAAUGGUAGAGGCUUUGGUAGAGGUUAUAACGUCUGAGAAUUCUCAACUUAGUGAUCUCGCCGAGACUGCUUUAAUUUUAAUAUAUGAGACAUGUGUUAUCAUUACUGGAUCUAAGGACGCUCUUAUUCGUUUCCCAUUGUUUCACGUAUUGGCAUCUCGUUUUUGUUCUUGUUGCUAUAAGCAGGAAUGGUUUCGCAAGGAUGGGGGCUGCACAGGCAUUUCGAUUCUCAGUUCUAAACUUGACAUGGGUACUCAAUGGAUGCUAGAGCAUGAAUUGGAAUUUGUCAGAUCAUUACUUUUUAUUUUAAAAGAUAUGUCGCCAGAGUUUGCAGCAGGUUAUGUUGAGAAUGCUUCUCAGACACUCUUACACGUGUUAACAGUUUGCAAUCAGCAAGAACAAUCAGAAAGCCAUGGUGAUGUCGAAAUGACCGAUUCAAAAGACGAGAGUGAACGUGAAAAACAAACUAAAUUUGACAAGCUCAUUAAUCUACUAACUUCAGAAUUGUCUAAUGCAAAUGCUGCAGUAAGAGACACAGUACAACAAUCAUUUCAAAUAAUAGCCGAUCUGACAAAAUGUGAUGUUACUUACUUACUUUCCCGCGCACGAGAUACAUUGCUUAGUCCCAUUUUCGGUAAACCGCUUCGUGCACACCCUACUCCAAUGCAAAUUGGGCAUAUUGAUGCAAUUACAUAUUGUUUGACAUUACAGCCUCCUUUAUUAGAUUUUAGCAAUAAUGAAGAGCUUGUUAGACUUUUGAAUGAGGCUUUGGCACUUGUAGAUGCUGAUGAUCAAGUUUUAACUAGUCGUUCAACACAAUAUAAAGUAUCUACAGCUGUGAUUAAUCUUAGGAUAGUUUGUAUUAAAUUUUUAUCUGCAUCUAUGAUGCGUUCCGAUUCCUUUCCGCAAGCCACUGCAGUUGCUACUCGGACUCGUAUAAUUGGGGUUUUUUUCAAAUCAUUAUAUUCAAAAGCACCAGAGGUCGUGGAUGUUGCAAAUAAAGGGCUUCAACAAGUUCUUCAACAACAGCACAAACUUCCUAAAGAUCUUUUACAGGCUGGUUUGAGACCUAUUUUAGUCAAUCUUUCAGAUCACAAGAAACUAACUGUGCCAGGCCUUGAAGGCUUAGCUAGACUUCUUGAAUUACUCACAAAUUAUUUUAAGGUUGAAAUUGGGAGAAAAUUGCUUGACCACCUUCGUCAAUGGGCUGAUCCAUCAGUUCUGCAAGAUGCAGCAUCCAAGCCGCUUAUCGAAAUCGAACCUAUCAAAAUUAUAGUUGCAAUAUUAAAUGUGUUUCAUCUUUUACCUUCAGCCGCCUUCGUCUUUUUAGAAGAUCUAGUCGCCAUUGUCUUAGAACUUGAGGAACAACUACGUCGUUCUAUGUCCAGCCCUUUUCGUUUGCCUCUUAUCAAAUUUUUGAACCGUUAUUCGACUAAUGCUAUUGAUUACUUUUACAAUAAAAUUGGCAAUGAUAAAUUUAUUCGUUUAUUUAUAAAUAUCUUGGGAACUGAUGAAGCUAUUCAACUCCGAAAAGACAUUAUGGCUGAUCCAUCACAGUUAAUUGAUAAAACUUCGAAUAUUCAGGACUCAGAUAUCUCUGAUGAGGUGAAAUUUCAGAGAAUUGUUAUUAUUCGGGAGAUUAUAAGCUUUCAUCCUACUUGGUUGGUUGAACCCUCUUCCGAACCUAUUCUUAAAUGCCUCAAAGAAGCAUGGAAUGAUCCGGGACGCCUGGAAAGAUUGAAACGAGAAGACACUUUAAGCUUAUCUCAAUGUCGUGAAUCCAAGUACCUUGUUGAGAUAUUCAUCUGUUAUUUGAAAGAAAAUCCAAAUGAUAUUGAUUUGCUAUUUGAAUUAGUAACUAUAUUUUCUUAUGAAAGUGUAAUCGACUAUACAUUCUUAAAAAAAUUCUAUCAAGAAGAAGUUGCAAUGAAAUAUAGUGUAACACAGAAAAGAGCUAUUCUUGACAAGUUUUUAGAUAGUUUCAUUGAUUCUUUUAUUCCUGCUAGCGUUAAAAUGCAAUCUUUAAAGGUUAUUAUUACUCCAAUGCUUUUGUAUACAUUUGCCAAAGGGCAAGAAUAUGAACAGAUCGUUGGGACUGCCCAAAUGGAUAAGAUCCAAAAUAUUUGGCGUUACCUGGCUGAAACUCAUGAUGAAAUUGAGGAUUCAUUACGUAUUGAGGUUUUACAAUUUUCAACACUUCUCGUGCAACGCGUACCACAUCUUAUUAGUACACGAAGUGACCUUGCAAAAAUUGGUUGGACUUGGUCUAGAGCUGAUGAUAUAACUGCUAAACAAACGGCAUUUGUCUUUUUGGCUCAGAUCUUUGCGGAAUUUGAUUCAGUUAAUUCAAAAAUCCUAGUCCAAUCUUAUUUUGCACUUUUAAGAGCACAUCAGCUAGAAGCAAGAACAUUAGUAAAACAAGCUUUAGAUAUUCUUGCACCAGUGCUUCCAAAAUUAAAGACACCGCAUCCACUUCCGUCUAAGGAAUCUUUUGAUGAGUCUAAAAAAGAUUCCAAAAAUAAAAAAGCUCCAACUCCAAGCUGGAUUCAAUAUGCAAAAAAAGUUUUAUUAGAAGAUGGGUACAGCGUUUCUCAAUUGGUCAAUGUUUACCAAUUGUUAGUGCGGCACCCUGAUUUGUUUUAUGAACACAGAGAACAUUUUAUAUCCCAGAUUGCGAAUACAUUGACAAGAUUAGGAUUACUUCAAAGCGCUACUGCUGAGACUCGACUUCUGACCAUAGAUCUCUCUGAAUUAAUUUUAAAAUGGGAAAAGCGUAGAAUUUCUGAAAAUCGCAUCCCAGAGCAAUCAAGUGCAUCAUCAACCCCUGCUAUGACACCAGACAAACGUCGCAUUGACUCAGAACCAGAAUAUUCUCCACGUAAACGAAUAGUGAUUGAACAUGGUGGCGAAUAUAGGAGUAUUGUUGCAGAACCAAACCAAAAAUAUAUUCCGAAUAUAAAUUUACGAGAAAGUGUGGUCGGAUAUCUUACUCGAUUUGUGUGCACCUCUAGCGAAUCAGUCAGUAAAUCUGGUUUGGCUCGCCGAGCUUUAGAAUUAAUAAAAGAAUUUUUGCUUCCUGACUUUUGGCCUGAGGUUAAUGUGAAACUUUCUGCUUUUGAAAGAACUCUUAAAUAUACAGAGAUUAGUCAAAACAUACUUAAUAGUGUAUGCAAUAGUUUGGAGGUUUUAAAUGUAAUACUUGAAAGAAAGCCAGCAGAUUGGUGUCUUGCAAAUAUUGUCCAUCUUCAACAGUUAUUGGAGACUAGUAUCGGAAGCACGCAAGUAAGAAUCCAAGAGUGUCUCCAUCCGGUACUUGUUCAUAUAUAUAAAUCUUUGGCUCCACCACCAUUUGAGGAAGCUGCUCCUUUAAAUCCCGAGCAGCCAUCCUCACCUGAUUCUGAAGUUGAAAAUUUUAUCAAAAUUAUCCAUACUACAAUUCAAGAAGGCCUUCAAAAUAUGAACACAAAUAAUCUAUAUACUGCAAUGAUGUUAUUAAAGUCAGUGGGUUGCAAUACUCCAAAGAACCUUGAUCCUUUUCUAACAGGAAUUAUUCAAGUUAUACAAAAACUCACCAAAGAUGUUACUACUUCACAGCCGAAUACUUCCACCAGUAGUAGUAAUUUAAAUGGUGCACAUCCUCCUGAUUCUCCAACAAAUGUUCUUAUAAUGGCGUUGCAACUUGUGAACUCACGAAUUUUGGAGUUGACCGAGCCAAGACCUAUUUUUCUUGCAGCACUUUCCCAAUUAAUAGAGAAAACUAAUGAUUAUGUGCUUUCACGAACUAUUUUUGAAAUGGCUAAAGAGUGGGUUAAUAGUAAAUUGGAGCCCUUUCCUACUCUAGAGGAAAAAUCAGACAUACUAGUUAAAAUGUUAUGUUUCGAAUCUUUAGACGAUAAGACUUUAAUUGAGGAUUUUUUGAAUCUCGUUAUCUCUAUAUAUAGUGAUACUUCUUUCACUAGAUCUGAGAUGACAGUAAAGUUAGAAAAAGCAUUUUUAAUUGGCACUCGCUAUAAUAAUCCCAAAAUUAGAAAUAAAUUUAUGGAUAUAUUUGAUCAAAGUAUGGCUCGAAUGUUGUCGACGCGUCUCUCGUAUAUAAUAUCAGAACAAAAUUGGGAAUUUUUAUCGGACUAUUUUUGGCUUCAUCAAGCCUUAGAUGUUCUUUUAGGUUCUGUUUCGUCUAAGAAAAGGGUUCAGCCACCAAUAUACAGUUUACAAACAAAGUCUAUCGCAACUCUUGGUGGGUCUUCGAAUUUACAGUCAUUGGCUCCUAGCAAAGAAUUGGAUGACUUUUUAAUAAAACAUCGAGAAUUUUUGCGCGACCUGAAAAAAUUCCGUGUCGGUGAUCUAUUACCAUAUUUAAAACAGCUACACUAUUUGGAUGAUAAUUUAGCAUAUAAACUGUGGGUAGGCCUUUUUCCCUUUUGUUGGGCCUCCAUUCCGUCUAAGGAAAGGCAAGAUUUAUCUAAUAAUUUGAUAGCGCUCUUAUCAAAAGAUUAUCAUGCAGCACAAUCGGACUUAAGACCUAAUUGCAUACAAGCGUUAUUGGAUGGUAUAUCUCGUUGUUCACCUACCAUCAGACUACCACCACAUUUGGUAAAAUUUCUUGGAAAAUCUCAUGGUGCUUGGCAUACAUCUAUGGAAAUUCUCCAGACCACUUAUGAGGGAAUCAAAGAAGACGAUAAAUUUAAAGAAAGCAUUUUAGAUGCACUGGCUGAUCUGUAUUCAACCCUAUCAGAGGAUGAUAUGUUCUACGGUUUGUGGAAAAGACGAUGUAAAUUUGCAGAAACACAUUCUGCAAUAUCAUACGAACAGUGUGGAAACUGGACACAAGCGUUGCUUGCAUAUGAAACUGCGCAAACAAAAUCAAGAGCGUUGGGUUCUCCAUGUACUGAGUCAGAAUAUUUGCUGUGGGAAGAUCAUUGGGUCAUGUGCUCCCAAAAGUUGCAACAGUGGGACAUUCUCAUUGACUUUUCAAAAAAUGAGAACAAUAUAGAUUUAAUGUUUGAGAGCGCUUUUCACGAAAAAAUGUUUGAAGCAUUCAUGAAUUUAAUGAAAUCUCAACAAACGAACAAUUAUGAAGAUUUUAAAAAAAUUUCAGAAGAAGCCCAUCAAUCAUCUUUACGCAAAUGGCAUACACUUCCAAACGUAGUUUCACAGAGCCAUAUUCCCUUACUCCACUCAUUCCAACUCUUGGUUGAAUUUGAUGAUGCUACAAGAAUGUUUUCGUCCUUAGCAGAUAUUAAUCAUCAAAACGCUGAUACUAAAGCUAGUGAAUUAAAGAGUGUAUUGCAAAGCUGGCGAGAGCGGUUGCCAAAUAUGUGGGACGAUAUAAAUGUGUGGAGUGAUAUUGUGGCAUGGAGACGUCAUGUUUUUAAUGUAAUAAAUAAAUCAUUUGCACAAUUUCAGGCCCAGAACACAACUAAUACUAUGGCCAAUACCAAUUAUCCAUUCCGUGGACACCACGAAACAGCAUGGACCAUAAAUAGAUUCGCACAUGUUGCAAGAAAGCAUCAGCUUUCUGAAGUGUGCAUCAAUUUCUUACAACUAAUUUAUAAUUUACCGAACAUUGAAAUACAAGAGGCAUUUUUGAAGCUAACAGAGCAAACUAAAUGUCAUUAUCAAAAUCCAAAUGAUGUAGCUAAUGCUCUGGAUGUUAUAAACAAUACUAAUCUUAAUUAUUUUGGGUCUCAACAAAAGGCUGAAUUUCAUACUUUACGCGGAAUGAUACAGGCCAAAUUGAGUCGAGACCAUGAGGCUAAUGAUAGUUUUUCACGAGCCGUGCAAGUGGAUAUGCGCCUUCCUAAAGCCUGGGCUGCAUGGGGACAUUAUUAUGAUAAUAAAUUUAAAUCAAAUCCUGAUGAAACGACUUUUGCUGCUAAUGCUUUAAGUUGUUAUUUACAAGCAGCUGGCCUUUAUAAUAGUCCCAAAUCUAGAAAGUUGCUUGUUCGUAUUUUAUGGCUUUUGUCAAUUGAUGAUGAUAAGGGACAUAUUUCUCGAGUAUUUGAAACUUAUAAUAGUAAGAGUGAAGUUCCGGUAUGGUACUGGAUAACUUUCAUACCACAACUUAUUGCUUGUCUAUUGCAUAAAGAAGCAAGGCAUGCGCGUACAAUUCUUAUGAAGAUCGCCAAACAGUAUCCUCAGGCUUUGCACUUCCAAUUACGAACAGCACGAGAAGAAUCCAUGCUGAUUAAAAAGCAGGCUGCUGCCCUGGCAGUCCAACAGGCACAAGCACGCGCUGGACAGAUUUCAUCUUCUGUUGUUAAUACAUCAGGAGCUCCUUUAACAUCAAUGCCCCCGUCCGUUACCGGUAACGAAGGGGUGCAAUUAAAUACAAACGUAAUUGUUAAUGGAAACGGCCACAGAUCAUUACAAGUGAGCCCAGAACAAUCGAGCCCUAGUCAAGCAAGCUCUGAUCAAAUGAGCCCUCAAGCAAUAAACUUUUCACAAUCAAGUCCCAUGCCAUCACAAACUCCGCAAAGUCCUGCGAUUCAAAUGGGAAAUAAUGGUAAUAAUGUUAUUAAUGGAUCAAUUAGUCAUAUGCCGACACCAUUGCCUAAUACUUCAACACAAAACAUGCAAAGUAUGAAUGGAGUUCAUAAUGGAAUGUCCUCAAGUGUACCGGGUACGCCUUUAAGUGGCCAUGUACCUACUACACCAACGAACGGAAUAAUACAUAAUACGUCUAUCACUCCCACAAAUGUAUCUCAGAAUCUUCAUCCUUCAACUCCAACUAACAACAUUGAGCAUGGACGAUCUCCUAUUACUCCUGUUGGAAUGAGUAAUCAUCAUACGUUACAAAAUCUUGCACAUACACCUCAGUCUCAGCAAGUAUCGAAGCAACCAUGGGAACAUAUUGAAGAUGUAAUGUCAAUUUUAAAAACAUCAUUUCCAUUGCUUGCUUUAUCGAUCGAAACUAUGGUGGACCAGAUUCAACAACGUUUAAAACCAUCAUCUGACGAAGACAUUUACCGUUUGAUUGUUGCGUUAUUAAAUGACGGAGUGCAGCAAAUCAUUAACCGAUUAAAUUAUCCUACUGAUGAUGGUAAGCUAACCCCGGUGAUUGAGACGAAUAUUAAACGAUUUGCAGAAAAUCUAUUACCUGGAGCUAUUAAGACAGCAUUUGUAGAUGACUUUAUUACAAAAGAGCCGAACUUGGCGCAAUACGUCGAAACACUCCGCAAGUGGAGAGAUCGAUUUGAAAUUGUUUUGGACAGUAAGCCUCGAACACAGCAUUUGGAACAUUUCAGUCCGUAUCUAGUUGAAUUUCAGCAUCAAAAGUUUGAAGAAGUUGAAGUUCCAGGACAGUACUUAUUGCAUAAAUUUCACAAUAAUACUGAAUUUGUUCGUAUUGAUCGAUUUAUGCCGGAAGUCGAAGUUAUUAGAUCACAUGGGAUCUGUUACAGAAGGCUUACCAUACGUGGACACGAUGGGAGUCUUCAUCCUUUUGCCGUUCAGCUCCCGUCAGCAAGACAAAGCCGUCGUGAAGAGCGAAUAAUUCAACUUUUUAGGAUACUAAAUACCGUGUUGGAACGUCGCAAAGAGAGUCGUAAACGUAAUAUUUCCUUCCACCUUCCUUUAAUUAUUCCAUUAGGACCUCAGAUUAGGAUAGUUCAGGACGAUCCUUCAUAUUGUUCAUUGCAAGAGGUUUAUGAAGAUCAUUGCGAUGUUACUGGAAUUUCCAAAGAUGAAGCAAUAAUCUACUACACUAACAAAAUGAGAGCCAACAAUCGAGAUGCUCGGAUGGUCAAAGACCUGACAAAUUUGAGAGUCGAAGUUGCUGAGCAAAUUGCGUCUAAAUUUAUUCCAAGUGACAUACUUACAAAAUUUAUGACAAAGACAAUGAAAUCACAUGAAGAUCUUUGGACAAUAAGAAAACGAUUCACUUCCCAAAUGGCUGCUGUAUCUUUUAUGACAAACAUUAUGUCUAUUAAUCAAAGAUAUCCCCAUAAAUUUAUGAUUUCGCGGAAUACUGGCAACAUUUGGAUGACUGAAUUACUUCCUGCGUUUACACCGAAUGUGCCAAUGUUGCACAAUAGUGAAGCGGUGCCGUUCAGAUUUACGCGCGGUCUACAACACUUUAUGACACCAAUUGGUAUCGAAGGUGUUUUCAGCUCAGCUUUGAUGGCAAUUGGCCGCUGUCUAACCGAACCUGAAUUUGAUUUGGGACAAUAUCUGGGCAUAUUUAUCCGAGAUGAACUAAUUACUUGGCAUUACAUGAUCCAAAGACCCGUUAAUGAACAAAAUCUUCGACAAAAAGUAGCGUUAAAUGUGGAUCAGAUUGUCAAUAAGGCACAAGCUAUUGGAAGCUUUGAUAUAGAACGGGAAAAGACACCUAAUAAUUUGAAGUUGAACAGUUCAGUAUUAGAAUUAAUAAAGGCAGCGACUAAUACACAAAACUUGGCCGCUAUGGAAGUUAAUUGGAUGCAAUGGUUGUAA
Messenger RNA from Dentiscutata erythropus, 11766 nucleotides. The record is from the annotation of a GenBank genome assembly. NCBI's taxonomy places the organism in Eukaryota, Fungi, Glomeromycota, Glomeromycetes, Diversisporales, Gigasporaceae.